AUGUCUUCCUCGGCAAAGCUCUCCCCAAAUUCCGCUGUAUGGUUGAAUCAAUCUGCGAAGCUAGAAGUCAAACCCGCGCCUUAUACUCGGCCCUCGAAGAAUGAGAUUGUUAUAAAAAAUGGAGCUAUUGCUAUUAACCCAGCAGAUUGGAUGAAACAAGAUUUGGAUGGCUUGCUAUUCCCUUGGGUGAAAUAUCCAUGCAUUCUUGGAUAUGAUGUAUCUGGAGAAGUAGUUGAAGUUGGAAAUAGUGUUACGCGGUUUAAGGUUGGAGAUCGUGUCGUGGGCAUGGCAAUGGGAACCACAGAGCCAUCGAAUACUCCUACGCAAAGUGCUUUUCAGCUCUACACUGUUUUGUUGGAGAAUAUGACUUCGCCAAUUCCGGAUAAUUUGUCGUAUGAACAAGCUUCCGUUUUGCCUCUGGGAGUUUCUACAGCUGCUGCUGGGCUAUUUCAAAAGGAUCACCUGGCACUAGGAUUGCCGUCGGUCUCCCCAAAACCAGCCGGGCAAACUUUGCUUAUUUGGGGUGGUUCAACCAGUGUUGGCAUCAAUGCUAUUCAGUUAGCCGUCGCAGCUGGUUACGAGGUCAUUACUACCUCAUCUCCCAAGAACUUCGAGCUGUGCAAGAAAUUCGGUGCAAGUCAAGUGUUUGAUUACAACAGCAAAUCGGCAGUUCCUGAUAUUAUAAAUGCAUUCAGAGGCAAGACUUGUGCUGGUGCAAUGUCUAUCGGGAAAGGAGCUUCAGAUGCAUGUAUGGAUAUCGUCGAUAAAUGCAAUGGUAAGAAAUUUGUUGCGAUGGUUUCUUAUCCAAUGUUACCACCACCGAAACGAUUCAUAUUCCCGAGGUUCAUUUCUACGUUCAUUCUUUGGACGAUUUCCAAUGAGAUCAAGAAAGUACUCCGAGGUAUCAAUAACAAAUUCGUCGAUGGCUCAACUGUGGUAAUGAAUGAGGUUGGCGAGGCUGUGUAUUCCAAAUUUUUGCCACAAGCGUUAGAGAAGGGUAGCUAUAUUGCGGCUCCUGAGGCGAUGGUAAUUGGAGAGGGAUUGGGGCUCGUAGAAAAGGGGAUGAAAAUGCAGAGGAAAGGAGUUUCUGCUAAGAAAAUCGUUAUCUCGUUGGCAUAG
Molecule: messenger RNA, 1119 nt
Organism: Sclerotinia sclerotiorum 1980 UF-70
Lineage: Eukaryota; Fungi; Ascomycota; Leotiomycetes; Helotiales; Sclerotiniaceae
Exons: 2
Coding region: 1-1119 (372 amino acids)
Molecular function (GO): oxidoreductase activity, acting on NAD(P)H
Source: RefSeq, a predicted model, not a curated record